This is a messenger RNA of Notolabrus celidotus (New Zealand spotty), 411 nucleotides long. Its product is annotated as histone H4. The transcript has a single exon. Gene Ontology annotation, biological process: nucleosome assembly. Gene Ontology annotation, cellular component: nucleosome. NCBI's taxonomy places the organism in Eukaryota, Metazoa, Chordata, Actinopteri, Labriformes, Labridae. The record is from RefSeq and is a predicted model, not a curated record. Bases 44 to 355 code for a protein of 103 amino acids. Gene Ontology annotation, molecular function: DNA binding; protein heterodimerization activity; structural constituent of chromatin.
GAGGGGCAUCAGUUUGUCUUCUCAGUCUCACUGAAACUUGAAAAUGUCUGGACGUGGAAAGGGAGGAAAGGGACUCGGAAAAGGAGGCGCCAAGCGUCACCGUAAAGUCCUCCGUGAUAACAUCCAGGGAAUCACCAAGCCCGCCAUCCGCCGUCUGGCUCGCCGUGGCGGAGUCAAGCGUAUCUCCGGCCUCAUCUACGAGGAGACCCGUGGGGUGCUCAAGGUGUUCCUGGAGAAUGUCAUCCGUGAUGCCGUCACCUACACCGAGCACGCCAAGAGGAAGACCGUCACCGCCAUGGAUGUGGUGUACGCCCUGAAGAGACAGGGUCGCACUCUGUACGGCUUCGGCGGUUAAACAAGACCUCACUUCAACAACAACAACGAAAACCAACGGCUCUUUUAAGAGCCACC